UUGCUGGUGUCAUCUACCAAAUAUGAAGCUUUGACAGUCAAAUAAAGCAGUGGGUCUCUCCCCUUGUGUCGUUCUAUCAUUCAUUUUCUUGGAAGUGAAGACCGCUGCAGUCAACUUUGAGCUUCAGUGUUCUUUUGGAACUUAUUAACAUGAUAAACAUGAUAUAAAUGUGCUUAGAGCUUUCCAGAAAGCACAAUGACAGAACACUUUGACUGCCACUACUGCAAGGAGUCCCUCUUUGGGAAGAAAUACAUCCUUAGAGAAGAGAAUCCCUAUUGUGUGAAGUGCUACGAAAGCCUUUAUUCUAAUACCUGUGAGGAAUGCAAGAAACCAAUUGCAUGUGACAAUAAGGACUUGUCCUAUAAGGAUCGCCACUGGCAUGAAGCCUGCUUCCAUUGCUUCCAGUGCAAACGGUCACUGGUGGAUAAGCCUUUUGCUGCCAAGGACGAUCAAUUGCUCUGUACAGAAUGCUAUUCAAAUGAAUACUCCUCCAAGUGUCAGAGCUGCAAGAAGACAAUAAUUCCAGGCAGUCGCAAGAUGGAGUACAAGGGUAACAGCUGGCAUGAGACUUGUUUCAUCUGUCACCGCUGCCAACAACCAAUGGGCACAAAAAGCUUCAUUCCUAAGGACAAUGAGAACUACUGUGUGCCUUGUUAUGAAAAGCAGUUUGCCAUGCACUGUGUGCAGUGCAAGAAGGCUAUUACAACUGGAGGUGUUACUUACCAUGAUCAACCCUGGCACAAAGAGUGCUUUCUCUGCACAGGAUGUAAAAUGCCACUGGCUGGACAGCGUUUCACCUCACGGGAUGAAUUUGCCUAUUGCCUAGAUUGCUUCAGCAAUCUCUAUGCCAAAAAAUGUGCUGGUUGUGCCAAUCCAAUUACAGGCCUUGGAGGAACCAAAUACAUCUCAUUCGAGGAGCGCCAGUGGCAUAAUGACUGCUUCAACUGUAAAAAAUGUGCUAUAUCACUAGUGGGGCGUGGUUUCCUCACAGAACGAGAUGACAUCCUUUGCCCUGAGUGUGGCAAGAAUCUGUGAGAACAAAUUGGGCAGCAAAAGAUUUUAUGGCAACUUUGACUGCAGCUGCAUUAAAGCAAAACUAUCUGGCUAUCUAUCACCUACUCUUUUAUGAAUUAUCCACAAUUGUACUUUCUCGUACUUUGCUUGACAAUUUGGUAAAAAAAAACAGUUUACAAACUGUUUAUGAAUUCACAAAUGGUUUGUAUGAAUGCACUGGAAUGUUUCCAAGUGAAAGUUUAAUAUUUUAAUCUUGUACACAGGCACCAACAUGAGCAAGCAAAAUUAAAUAUCCCUAUAACAUAAUGAUAUAAGAAUACCAAAACAUAGCAGUGUACAUUAUAUCAGUAAAGAUUCAACUUUAUUGUUGGGAGUUUUUUUUAAAAAAACUAUCAAAGUAAUGUGAUGAAACUUAAAAAGUUUAGGACAAUAAAUUUGUCCUAAACUUAAAUAGUGACUUUACCAAUUGAACCACCUGGCAACAGACAGAAGUGACAAAGGUCCAUCUGCAGACUUUAUUACUAAGCUAAUGUUGGCCUGCUGUAUGCAUUCACAUUUAGUAAAAACAAAUUUGAAAGUAACAUUUUUAUUAUACUGCAUGAAUAUAUGUGUGAAGUGAAUAUUGGUUGAAGGCAUCACCAUGCAUCUCAAUAUUUUUCUCAGCUAUUAAGUAUUUCGAUACAUAAUGUGUGCCAAAGGAGAAAUAUGCUCCUGUAUAUUUCUCCAAUAUCCUGAAUUUGUGAAGAAAGUAUCAAUAACUACAGCAUCUGAACCUAGACUCCUGACUAGGUUCAUCAUGCCAUUGAUCCUAUUGUACAAGAAUUAAAACAUACACAACAAAUAUGCUGUGGUACAUAAUGGAUGGUAUGUGAUUUUUUUUUAACAAAGUCACAACUGACUCUCCCAUUGUUCUUAAAUGCCCCAAACUUUAAAAAUGGCUUUAAAAUAAAGAUUUUUUCAUGCAA
Messenger RNA from Carcharodon carcharias (great white shark), 1979 nucleotides. RefSeq names its product four and a half LIM domains protein 2. The coding region runs from base 196 to 1035 and encodes 279 amino acids. Gene Ontology annotation, cellular component: Z disc; nucleus. The transcript is spliced from 7 exons. Gene Ontology annotation, molecular function: transcription coregulator activity. NCBI's taxonomy places the organism in Eukaryota, Metazoa, Chordata, Chondrichthyes, Lamniformes, Lamnidae. The record is from RefSeq and is a predicted model, not a curated record.